AUGGCCGAAAAGCCAAUCCGAUUUGGAAUAAUCGGGUGCGCAGAUAUUGCCCGAAAAGUGUCUCGCGCAAUUACUUUAGCACCAGACGCUGAACUUUAUGCUGUCGCUAGCCGCUCCUUGGAAAAAGCCUCCGCUUUUGCCAAGGCCAACAACUUUCCACCGAGCGCCAAGAUUUAUGGCUCUUAUGAGUCCCUACUCGACGACCCAGAGAUCGAUGCCGUCUAUGUCCCUUUGCCAACCAGCCUUCACGUGAAAUGGGCAUGCUUGGUUGCUCAGAAGAAGAAGCAUAUCUUGUUGGAGAAGCCUGUUGGGCUUAAUGUUGCGGAGUUUGAUAAAAUUGUUGAGGCUUGUGAGGCUAAUGGAGUGCAAAUUAUGGAUGGAACCAUGUGGAUACAUAAUCCUAGAACUCACGAGAUGAAGAAGUUCUUGAACGAUAAGGAGCGGUUUGGAGAGCUCAAAAAUAUUCACAGCUGCUUUACAUUUGCUGGCGAUGAGGAUUUUCUCAACAAUGACAUUCGUGUGAAGCCAGAUCUUGAUGCCCUCGGUGCUCUUGGUGAUGCUGGGUGGUAUGGCAUCAGGUCAAUUCUCUGGGCUGCUGACUAUGAACUGCCAAAAACUGUAACAGCCUUACCUGGGCCUGUUUUAAAUGAAGCAGGAGUUAUUUUGUCUUGUGCUGCUUGUCUACACUGGGAAGACGGGAAAGUGGCAACUUUCCAUUGCUCUUUUUAG
Dovyalis caffra is the source of this 729-nucleotide messenger RNA. NCBI's taxonomy places the organism in Eukaryota, Viridiplantae, Streptophyta, Magnoliopsida, Malpighiales, Salicaceae. The record is from the annotation of a GenBank genome assembly.